AUGAGUCAUGGAUCACAAAUGCCGGGACAGUUGGAAGAUGAGAGCUAUGAUCUCACCCAAACCCCGGAGGAGAUUGGCCCCCUCCAGUCACUGAGUCCGAGACCGGCGCCCAAUACUCAAUGGAAAGCAUCGUCGCGGGAAAUAGAGGAGACUCUUGCUCAGGGUCUUUCCAAUGAAGAUCUAUGGAUGCUGAUCCGUCGGUUCGACAAGCAAAUUUACCAUGUGAAGGCGGUUCAUGAUACCGCUGCUCUGAACUUGGAUCUGAAUCGCACCGAAAAUGAACAGUUUCCACCCGAAAAGCUGCGCAUGACGCUUGAGAGAUUUUAUAUCUCGGUGGUGGUCGGUGUGACCGAAUUCUUCCGCCAUAUCACUCGUCUGCGAUCAUGGAAGGAACCAGCGAGAACAACACUAUUCUGCGCAGGUUAUUUCGUUGCUUGGGCCAUGGACCUCUUGGUUCCAAGUAUUUGCGGUCUUUUCGUAGCCUUGAUAAUGGCCCCGCCUGUUCGGCUGGUACUAUUCCCUGGCUUGGCAAAGACAGAAGGUUCAAAUAGAAGCAGUCCCGCUGAGGGGCAGGCUCACUCGGAGGAUAGCUUCACGGGCGCCCCGGAAAGUCACAAGGGUGAGGCCGCUGAACAAGAAGCCAAAAAUAUGGUCGACAGUUUUGCCACUGUUGCCAUGGAAAGCGCAGCGGCCAAGUAUGGCCAAACAGUUACAGAAGACACCCCCGACGGACCUGCGCUUCUUGAAAGCGUAGAAGCCGCCGGGGCUACAGCCGGGACCCCGACGGGGGAUCUCCCUGGAGAUAAGACUAAGAAGCCUAUGAAAAAGAAGGUAGCACACGCGACUGACAAUGUCAUGCGUAUUCUCAGCGAUAUUACUGAUAUCUAUGAGAAAUUUGCCAACAUCCUUUCUCCAACACCUCCGUUCUUUUUGGUUACAUCUCGACUCCGUCUUGCGAGCAUCUUUACCCUUGUGUCUGUCAUUGUACCUUUCACAUCGAGCUACUGGAUCAUCAAGAUCGUUGGUUUCGCACUUGGACUAGGCUUCUUCGGGGACCCAAUAUUUACCUACACCCUUGAUCUACUGAACAAUAAAGUACCAAACUGGAAAGAUCAUCUUGAUUUGCAGAAGACACUUUUGGCCGGCGUUCCCACCAACGCACAGCUCACUUUGACCCUGCUCCGAAUUGGCGAGAUCAAUUCUUCGCCACUACCACCAGCCCCUUCCCGUAAUGACGACGAGCCGGUAUGGCCCAUACGCCGCAAGAAAUCACAGGCAGCGAGCACUACCGACCUCAGUACGCAGGGAUCAUCUUUAGACCUCCGAUCGACCAACUCCACUACAUCGCUUUCGGAAACGAAGGUGCCGAAGAAGAAAUUUGUGUUCAGGCUCUUCAAGUUCUUCCGUCGCACAAUUGCGACGGCAAUCAAGGGUCAUAUUGCUUUUGACCGAGCCAUGGCCAUAGCAGGGUCAGCACAUACCAAGAAUCUGAUUGGAAUGCUGCAAAAUGGACACUUUGCUGCUGCCGCAACACAACUCGGGCCCUUGAAGUUCGAUGCAAAGUUCGAACGUAAGAGAGGUGCGGCGGUCAUUGACUCGUCGAAGGAGCCUCCUAUCUUAUAUUUCACUACAUAUGCAUCCGCCGGACUGGAUGAUCUACGCAUCGAAAGUAGGAAGAAGGGAUCUGUUCUGUUCCAGAUCCCUGUUACUGAAAUCAAAGAGCUGAAGAAGACAGAGGGGCUAGGAUGGAAGGGAAAGUUGAUAGUCGAACUGACGGCUGGGAGCAAGGAAGCUGCAGAUGGACUGGUUGUCAGCGGUGAUGAGGUAGGCCAGUCUUACCAUCUCACUGGUAUGAGGUCACGGAAUCAACUUUUCAAUCGGUUGAUUGCUAUUGAUGCACAGUUCUGGGAAAGUCGUUGA
Messenger RNA from Penicillium coprophilum, 1920 nucleotides. RefSeq lists its product as uncharacterized. NCBI's taxonomy places the organism in Eukaryota, Fungi, Ascomycota, Eurotiomycetes, Eurotiales, Aspergillaceae. The record is from RefSeq and is a predicted model, not a curated record. The transcript is spliced from 5 exons. Bases 1 to 1920 code for a protein of 639 amino acids.